Messenger RNA from Echinops telfairi (small Madagascar hedgehog), 1300 nucleotides. Its product is annotated as transient receptor potential cation channel subfamily M member 4-like. The transcript has a single exon. Gene Ontology annotation, biological process: calcium ion transmembrane transport. Gene Ontology annotation, molecular function: calcium-activated cation channel activity; ligand-gated calcium channel activity. Lineage: Eukaryota; Metazoa; Chordata; Mammalia; Afrosoricida; Tenrecidae. The record is from RefSeq and is a predicted model, not a curated record. The coding region runs from base 1 to 1029 and encodes 342 amino acids.
AUGCCCGCCCCCCCCCUCUCCCCACACCCCAGGCUAAUUCCAGGCCUGUAUGACCUUGGCCGCACUGUCCUCUGCCUUGACUUCAUGAUCUUCACGCUGCGGUUGCUGCACAUUUUCACUGUCAACAAACAGCUGGGGCCCAAGAUCGUCAUCGUGAACAAGAUGAUGAAGGAUGUGUUCUUCUUCCUCUUCUUCCUCGGUGUGUGGCUGGUUGCCUACGGUGUGGCCACGGAGGGGCUUCUAAGGCCGCAGGACCGUGAGCUCCCUAAGAUCCUGCGGAGAGUCUUCUACCGGCCUUACCUCCAGAUCUUCGGGCAGAUCCCCCAGGAGGAGAUGGAUGUGGCCCUCAUGGAUCACGUCAACUGCUCCUUGGAGCAGGGCUUCUGGGCGCACCCGACGGACACCCGCAUGGGCUCCUGUGUCUCCGUGUAUGCCAACUGGCUGGUGCUGGUGCUCCUCAUCGUCUUCCUGCUGGUGGCCAACAUCCUGCUGCUCAAUCUGCUCAUCGCUAUGUUCAGCUACACCUUCGGCAAAGUGCAGGGCAACAGCGAUCUCUACUGGAAGGCCCAGCGCUACAGCCUCAUCCGAGAAUUCCACUCGCGGCCCGCGCUGGCCCCGCCCCUCAUCGUGAUCUCCCACGUGCGCCUCCUCGUCCGGCGGUUGCGCAGGCGCAGUGCUCAGCAGCCCAACUCCCCGCACGUGGCACACUUCCGGGUCCACCUGUCGAAAGAAGCAGAGCGGCGGCUGCUGACGUGGGAAUCGGUGCAGAAGGAGAAUUUCUUGCUGGCGCGCGCGCGGGACAAGCGGGAGAGCGACUCUGAGCGGCUGAAGCGCACGUCGCAGAAGGUGGACACCGCGUUGAAGCAGCUGGGACAGAUCCGCCAGUUCGAGCAGCGUCUGAAAGGCCUGGAGCGGGAGGUCCAGCACUGCAGUCGAGUCCUGGCAUGGAUGGCUGAGGCUCUGAGCCGCUCUCCGUUGCUGCCUCCUGGGGGCCCAGCGCCCCCAUCCCCGCCUGCAUUCAGGGACUGAGUCGGCUGGCUGACUUCAAGGAGUAACCUCACCAGGGAGUAUUGUUCCCAGCAAAACCAUCCAGCCGGACCUUACUCCCUGCACCUGGCCUUGUCCUUGAGGUGGGCCCAAAGCCCACGGACUACCUCUGGGCAUCCCUAGGCUACUAAAUGCAAUACACUGGGCCCUGCUCCUGGGAGAACCUGCCUCGCUGUGGAAGAUCAGCCGCUGGUGCCCGGUGUGGGCUCGGACAUAGCUGGGUGGAGGGUCCAGGGAGAUCCUACUCAUUUGC